GCACCGAAGGCUCAUCCAUCCGCAGAGCAGGGCAGUGGGAGGAGACGCCAUGACCCCCAUCCUCACCGUCCUGAUCUGUCUCGGGCUGAGUCUGGGCCCCAGGACCCACGUGCAGGCAGGGACCCUCCCCAAGCCCACCCUCUGGGCUGAACCAGGCUCUGUGAUCACCCAGGGGAGUCCUGUGACCCUCAGGUGUCAGGGGGGCCAGGAGACCCAGGAGUACCGUCUAUAUAGAGAAAAGAAAACAGCAUCCUGGAUUACACGGAUCCCACAGGAGCUUGUGAAGAAGGGCCAGUUCCCCAUCCCGUCCAUCACCUGGGAACACGCAGGGCGGUAUCGCUGUUACUAUGGUAGCCACACUGCAGGCCGGUCAGAGAGCAGUGACCCCCUGGAGCUGGUGGUGACAGGAGCCUACAGCAAACCCACCCUCUCAGCUCUGCCCAGCCCUGUGGUGACCUCAGGAGGGAAUGUGACCCUCCAGUGUGGCUCACAGCUGGCAUUUGAUGGCUUCAUUCUGUGUAAGGAAGGAGAAGAUGAACACCCACAAUGUCUGAACUCCCAUUCCCAUGCCCGUGGGUCAUCCCGCGCCAUCUUCUCCGUGGGCCCCGUGAGCCCGAGUCGCAGGUGGUCGUACAGGUGCUAUGCUUAUGACUCGAGCUCUCCCUAUGUGUGGUCUCUACCCAGUGAUCUCCUGGAGCUCCUGGUCCCAGGUGUUUCUAAGAAGCCAUCACUCUCAGUGCAGCCGGGUCCUGUCGUGGCCCCUGGGGAGAAGCUGACCCUCCAGUGUGGUUCUGAUGUCGGCUAUGACAGAUUUGUUCUGUACAAGGAGGGGGAACGUGACUUCCUCCAGCUCCCUGGCCGGCAGCCCCAGGCUGGGCUCUCCCAGGCCAACUUCACCCUGGGCCCUGUGAGCCGCUCCUACGUCCAGUACAGAUGCUCCGGUGCACACAACCUCUCGUCCGAGUGGUCGGCCACCAGCGACCCCCUGGACAUCCUGAUCACAAGACAGAUCCAUGCCAGACCCUCCCUCUCGGUGCAGCCGGGCCCCACGGUGGCCUCAGGAGAGAAUGUGACCCUGCUGUGUCAGUCACAGGGAUGGAUGCACACUUUCCUUCUGACCAAGGAGGAAGCAGCUGAUGUCCCGCUGUGUCUAAGAUCAAAGUACCAAUCUCAUAAGUACCAGGCUGAAUUCCCUGUGGGUCCUGUGACCUCAACCCACGCGGGGACCUACAGGUGCUAUGGCUCACUCAGCUCCAACCCCUACCUGCUGACUCACCCCAGUGACCCCCUGGAGCUGGUGGUCUCAGGUGGGGGCCUUGACCCUGUCCUCUCUGAGCUCAAAGGCUCAGCUCAGACCCUGCCCCCCAGGAGAGCUUUGGACACUAAGAAAAGAGGGGAGUUGGCCGGGCGUGGUGGCUCAAACCUGUAAUCCCAGCACUUUGGGAGGCUGAGGCAGGCGGAUCAGGAGGUCAGGAGAUCGAGACCAUCCUGGCUAACAUGGUGAACCCUGUCUCCGCUAAAAAAUGGAAAAAAUUAGCUGGGCAUGGUGGCGGGUGCCUGUAGUCCCAGGUACUCAGGAGGCUGAGGCAGGAGAAUGGCGUGAACCCGGGAGGCGGAGCUUGCAGUGAGCCGACAUCACGCCACUGCACUCAAGCCUGGGUGAGAAAGCGAGACUCCAUCUC
Molecule: messenger RNA, 1682 nt
Organism: Pan troglodytes (chimpanzee)
Lineage: Eukaryota; Metazoa; Chordata; Mammalia; Primates; Hominidae
Product: leukocyte immunoglobulin-like receptor, subfamily A, member 1-like
Biological process (GO): immune response-regulating signaling pathway; interleukin-10-mediated signaling pathway
Cellular component (GO): plasma membrane
Molecular function (GO): inhibitory MHC class I receptor activity
Source: RefSeq, marked provisional